Molecule: messenger RNA, 2011 nt
Organism: Ectocarpus sp. CCAP 1310/34
Lineage: Eukaryota; Phaeophyceae; Ectocarpales; Ectocarpaceae
Source: the annotation of a GenBank genome assembly
UGCCCUCACCACCCACAUCACUGCUGUGAAUGAGGACGAGCCCGUAGAAGCCUGGAGAUCGUCCCGUCCCAGGAUAAACAGUGAACCAGGUGGACGAAAACAUUGCGACACCACCAUUCCGCCUGCCGCUUGACGCUAUUGUAGCCAAUGGCGGGCUUCGGGCACCUGGGCUCCCUGGUGGACGACAUCAACAAGAAAGAUGGCGAACGCCUGAAGCUUGAGUCCCAGCUGCGCCAGCAACGCAUGAGGGCUGAUGCCGAGGAGGCGAAGGCUUCACAACUCAAGGGUGAGCUAGAGGUGGCCUCGGCGGAUCGAGUGUCCUUGCAGCAGGAGAUCGGGCUGCUUUCUAGGAGAAACGAGGACCUGAUUGCCGAAAAAGCCAAGCUGAGCGAACAAUCGUCCGACUUUCAGCGGUCGAUGUUCAACAACGAGGCCAAGCUGAAAGAGAACGAGCGAGACCUGAAGAAGGCGCAACGUGGUUUCGUCGAAAGCCUGGAGAAAAGCAACGCCUCCUACUCCCGCCACCGAGCUGUGAUGAACACUCUCGUCGGCCGCAACGGCAUGGGUUGCGCCGAGAUCCCUUCCCCCGAAGAGCUUGAAGCCUUCAGAGGCCUCGCUGCCCGAGCGGCGGAGCUCCAAGCUCGCCUUCACGCUGUGGAGGCCGAGUCCCAGGCCCUGAAGCAAGAAGCCGCCACGAGCUCACGGAAGCAGCAGGUCCUCCGGCGGGAGAUUGAUUCCUUCAAGCGCAACGGCGCAGGUGGCAAGAGCAGCGCGGGAAGCCCUCGGGUAGACAAAGGAAGCGGAAAGAACAAGCAGCAAACCCAUCAGCAGCAGCAGCAGCAGCAGCAACAGCAACGACAACAGCAGCACAUCACCGCGCUUGAGAAUGAGAUUGCUCGCCUGAACGACACCUGCAACAGGCAAAUGGAGUACAUGAGCCAGCUUGAGGAGUAUGCCAACAGCGUGGAGGCCAUCAACGAGGACCUCAGGAAGGAGCAGGAAGCAGGUCCCGAAAACGGUGGAAGAGGAGUUGAAGGAGAAGAACGAGAGGGAGGAGGAGGGCGUGGUGGGAAAGAGGCUGACCAUGAGCUUGGCGGUAUGCGGUUUGUGCAAGGAGGAGAAGCUUCAGACGCGCAAGGGCACGAUGGUCAGAACCCUAUGCCCUCUGCAGAGCAAGGCCACGCCACCGCACCGGCGGCGGGGGCUGCGACUGCGGCUGCGGCUGCGGCAUCCCAAUCAUGCUCUCCGCCGGGCUUUCGAGCUCCGGGAAUGCGUUGACGACUGCUUCGGUGCCGGCAGGAAAACAUGCCAAUUGCCGUCGGGCAUGGCUAGAGCACGGCACAGGGCCCGGGAAACGGCAACAACCUGACCAUGUGGUCGUCAUCCUUGUGCUAGGGAAUGGUGCGCUUAUACUGGUUUUCACUUUCGCUCUUCUUAUCACAGCACGCUUCGUGAAGCCAACGAACGCUUUAGGGGAAGCUUUCCUAGACAAUUCUCUCCGUUUCAGGGUCUAUGAAACAAGUCAUUGCCGGGACCGCGACAAACUACUGUACUUGGAGAACAGCCCCGCAAGAAUGGCAGCAGAGAUCCACAUAUACUAGAAAUCCCGGCUUGAGAUUGAUGCGGGGGUGUCAUGAGGGCUCGGAAGGUUUCCAACGACGUUGUCGGUGUGAGGGGUUGUCGAUGGGCAUGCCGCUUGGAGUUCGCGCCGCUUCGAUUGAGUAUUGCAACAAGCUUGCGAGCUUUUCUUUCGUGAGACAAGUGUGAACUGUACAAAGCUCAAACGUUUUACGUCUAGCGUGGAAUCAUUUUUUCUGGGGCAACGUAGGUCGCUGGUCUGACUUCACAAAUCGAAGGCGUUAGAUUGAGUGAGCUGUGUAAUUACGAGUCGACGGUACCUUGCCCUGCGUCAUGCGUCACGCUCUUUGAUGACAGGGGUAGAGCAGACUGUGGACAGCGUAGUAUGGCAGCAUGUGUAUGAUGGAUUGUUUUUGGGAGCCGGUUUCGCCAA